This is a messenger RNA of Thrips palmi, 5826 nucleotides long. Its product is annotated as poly(A) RNA polymerase gld-2 homolog B-like. Gene Ontology annotation, molecular function: poly(A) RNA polymerase activity. Lineage: Eukaryota; Metazoa; Arthropoda; Insecta; Thysanoptera; Thripidae. The coding region runs from base 544 to 2868 and encodes 774 amino acids. Gene Ontology annotation, cellular component: cytosol. The transcript has 13 exons. The record is from RefSeq and is a predicted model, not a curated record.
CUUCUGGCCGUCACAAGAUGUCACGCAUCAAUCCUGAAACGUACUCAAAGAACCUCAGAGCAAGGACUUGGGCGUGCUGAUUUUUUUCUACGUUGUCUGUUUCUGUUGUCAACUUUUUACUGUUUGUUGAUGGGUGAUGUGCUGGGAGCUCUGUCGUAUUUGACAGGAAAUGGGAAGAAAUUAUUAAUCUGUGCCAUAUCAUAAACAAUUGGGCCUUACAUACUUCAUAAAUUGCAUUUUCAAUUUACUGUGAUAUUAACGGGUAUUUAAGCUACAUGAAGGAAGAGGGAAAUUAAUACUCCGUAUACAGCUUGUUUUGUGUGCUUCCCUAGUCUGGAAGAUAUAAAGAAACUUCAAAUGUUUUGAGGCUGAAGAAACGGCCUAUCUUCUUAUGAGCAGUCAUCAUCUUUUUACUUUUGUGGAACAUUGGAAAGUUUUAGUACAAAUACCUGAACACAAGUACAAAUGCAGAUUUGGAUGAAUUUUUGUAGCCAUUGCUGGUGAAACUUGAAUAUUUCUGUGGCAUAUUAACUGUUCUCCAAAAUGUAUCAUGCACCAAUGUAUCCUCACAUGGUGGUUCAAGUUGGGCAGCAGGGUCACUUCCACCCACUUUUGGAUGCCUCCCACCGACAAAACCGUGGGCCUUCAAAUUUGCCUCAUCCAAUGAGUCACUAUGAACAGGGGUUGUUUGGCGUUGAAAAUAUUCGCUCUAGUCAGAAUUACAAUGGACGGAACUCUGGCAAUAGCAACUUAAACAAUUGUCCUGUCACUGGAAGUACUGGCAAUAAUAUGGCUAGUAAUGGACCUUGGCGUAUUCCCAUCAAUGUGAUGGGUCCUCCACCAAUGCAGAGACAAAUAAAUAACGGCUCAAUGAAGAAGGGCUAUUGGGCAAAGAGUUCUCAUAGGUCAAGUUCUCAUGAAGGUCCACCACGAGGCUCACACACUGAGGCGUACAGUUCAGACAGUGGGUUUUCUUCGAGAUCCCCUACCCCUAGCAGCCAGCAGGUUUCACCUAGCAGUUGCAAGAGCAGCAGUAGCAGCAGCAAUGAUGAAGACACCACUUCAGCAGGGGGUGAACCAGCACCUAAACCAUCUAGAUUUAAAGGCCAGACUCCUGGGGGUGAUGGCAACAAACGUCCAGAAUGCUACCCCAACUUCUACCAGCCAUACUUCCCACCGGGCGGUGAAUUUAUGGGACAGUUGGGUGUUCAUCAAAAUUGCUCGCCGCACUUUCAUCAUGCUCAUCCCCACCACCAUCACGGCCACCGUAAUCAGGUCCAGCAUGAACCAAACAUUCCCAGUUUCCACCAGCAUACCCAGCACAUCCCAGUGCAUCCGCAGCCACAGCGUCGGUGUGAAAGCCUCACUAACUUGUCCCAACAAGGAGCUCCUAAUACUCAGGGCAAGCGCAGGUACCAAUCUAGUCGCCACUCUCCACCUGCCAAUUUUAGGAACUCCAACAGAGGAAGACGAGUUCCUUCAGGCACAAUGGUUCACAGCACUUCUGGCUUCAGUGCACCUGAUCGAUUCCUGCAGCGCUCACACCUCAUGUAUAUCACAAAUAAACCAACCGAUCUCCUUGCAGGCAAUGAGUGGGAUGAGGUCUCAGCUGCAGUGUGGGACAAGUUUGUUCAGAACCAGCAAACAGAAGAUGUGUACAGGAAUAAAAUGGAUUUAUGGAAAAAACUCUUUUACCACAUAAAGGGAUUUUACCCAAGGUAUGGCCUUUUCCUAGUUGGAUCGACAAUUAGUGGCUUUGGUAGCAACCAAAGUGACAUGGACAUGUGCCUCCUCGUACGCCAUACAGAAAUGGAUCAGCGUAUUGAAGCAGUUGGACAUUUAGAGCGCGUUCUAAAAUGCCUACGCCAGUGUUCUUUUAUCAAAGAUGCUGAUUUAAUCCAAGCUAAGGUACCCAUAUUGAAGUUCAGAGAUGCGGAACAUAAUUUAGAAGUAGAUUUGAACUGCAACAAUGCAGUAGGCAUUAGAAAUACCCACAUGCUGUUCUGCUAUGCUCAGAUGGACUGGAGGGUUCGACCUCUUGUUUUGGUCGUGAAGUUGUGGGCAACUGCAAAAGGUAUUAAUGAUGCCAAAAAUAUGACUAUUUCAUCAUAUUCCCUUGUACUUAUGGUCAUUAACUUCCUGCAAUGUGGAACGAGUCCUCCAGUGCUACCCUGCCUCCACAAGCUACACCCAUCCAAGUUCCAGCCUCACACUGACCUUCACUUCAUUGAUCUCCAUGAGGAACUGCGACCAGUCAAGUCUGAAAAUCAGCAAACUUUGGGAGAGUUGCUUUCUGCGUUCCUAGAAUACUAUGCCCAAUUUGAUUACACAAAGGAUGCCAUAUCUGUGAGGACAGGAAGUCUGCUUUCAAUUGAAGAAUGCCGACAUGCAAGAAGUUUUAAGAAUGAUCCUCAUCAGUGGAAGUACCUUUGCAUUGAAGAACCAUUUGACUUGACGAACACAGCUCAUUCUGUUUAUGAUCCUGAGGCAUUUGAGAAGAUAAGAUCUGUGUUCAGAUCUUCUUAUGAGGCUCUCAAAGAAGUUCAGAACCUUGAUGUCAUAUUUAGUCUACCAGAGAGCAAGGAAACAGAGACAUCACAAGAGCCACCACAGAAGCCAACUCAAUUGCCAUCACAAGUGCCAUUGCAGGAGCUACCUCACAUGCCACCUCAGGAGCUACCUCUGGAAAUACCUCAGGAGCUACCUCUGGAAAUACCUCAGGAGCUACCUCAAGAGGUACCUAAGGAGCUACCUCAAGAGGUACCUAAGGAGCUACCUUUGGAGCCUUCCCAGGAGCCACCCCAGGAGCCACCUCAGGAUUCACCUCGGGUGUCAUCACAAGAGUCAUCACAAGAACCUUCAGAUUAACUUUCUGUACCACCUCGCUCGAGCUUGAGGAUUAAAGUUGUUUCUGAAAUUCCUCUUUGACUUGUGGUAGUUAGUGAUUGCAAGUUGACGGAGCAUUUGUUGGGUUGUUACUGGCUUUACAUGUGCAUCUCCAAAAAUGUGUACGGAUACAAAUUUAAUUUUAUUUCAGGAGUUCCUUGUGUGUCUAGUCCAAAUGGUGUAUUCAAACUUAAGUUUUAUUUUUUUAUGUUAAAUUGUAUGUUAUAUUUGACAUUCCAUUUUGGACUGAACGGAGCCAGUGAUCUGAGUUAUUAUACGAUGCCUGGCGCAACUUUUUGAGGAACCAACUAGUGGACAAGUUCUAAUGCAUUCCAAUUGAAACUGAACUAGUCAACUAUGAUAUUGUGGACUGCGAACAGAACUAGUCAACUCUGAUAUUGUGGACUGUGAUGUCAACUUUAAGUACUGUGACUUGUGAACUUUGCUAUUCUCAUUGUGCCAGUGCUAUGUAAUGCGAACAAGUGCUUAUCUUUGAAUCUGAAGCAGUUCUUUUGAUUCGUUGAAGGUACAAAAGCAUUUAAAUUUUAACUUCUUUUUAUUUAUAUAUCCAAUAUACAGUCAUAAUUUGCUAUAAAAUGAUUUUGCAAGUUAGACUGUUUUGACUGGUGCCAAGUACAUUGUAAUAUUUGGAAAAAAAAAAUACUCAAAAGAAAAGAAAAAAGUAUAAAAGACAAAAAAUUUUAUUAAAAAAAAGAGAGAAAAAGAUGUUUAUUUGUACGACAGUUGUUAUUUAUUGAGGGAUAAAGUGUUUGUUGAACAAGACGAACUAGUUCUUCUUAUAUGUAUGUGUGAAAAGUGUGUGUGUGUGUGUGAAUGAGUGUGUAUCAUGGGUUUUACCUGUCUGCUUUCUAAUGAUACAAAAUUCCAAGUCCUUUCUACAUUUUUAAGAGAAAAAAACAACAAAUUGUUGGUGCUGUGCGCCAGUUUAAUUGUGCUGCAUUGUCAAUGUUUCUUUUUAAUAAUAUGAUUAUGUACCAUGUUCACGUUAGAAAGGUGUUUAUACUUGCAUAUGGUCAGAUGCAGUGUGAGGCUGGUAAUUGUCUCAUGACUGAUGUUCCGCAACAAGCAUGUUAAUAUAAGAUGAUUUUGAGAUAUUGUGCAUGUUUGGAGUUGGUGGAAGGCAGAUGAAUCCAAACAAUGUAUCCAUGAGUCCUGUGUUCAAAUAGUUUCAAAAUUAUUGUUAGUUACAUUAGACAAAAUUCUGAUUUGUAUUUUAUAAUAGUUGGUAUAUUGCUGUUACUUAUAUUUUUGUUGAUAUUACCUUUAAGCUAUAAGUUUUCAUUAUAAGAAAAUUUUAAUAAUGGUUAUACAAUAGGAUGCACUUAGAAAAUGUUCCAUUGGUUUCCAACAGGAAGUCUGAUAUGUUAAUUUAGUAGAGCUUUUCUGAUUGUGUGGUUAUGAAGGGUCUUUUUUUUUUUUUUGUUUUUUGAAGCUUUACAAUAUCCUUCAAGAGCUGAUUGAAAUUGAAUGAGAUCUAUGAAUUUUGGUUUAAUCUCAGAAAUGGCCACUGUUUCUGUGAAUCUCAGAAAAAUUGUGAUUACUCAGAACUUGUUCUGUACCCUUCAUGUGCAUACUACCAAUUCUAUUUACUUUGCUUAAAUGGAAUGUUCAUUUAGUUUUUUGAACCUUUUGAAUGAGACUGAUCCUUCCCUUUACCCCGGGUAUUCAUACUGAAUCUCGUGCAGUAUGUUGGCUAUGUAGCACUGAAGAAAACGGAAAGGCAGCUGUACACCCAUGCUGUGAACAUUUUAUGUAUCUUUCAUGCGGCGUUUCAAACACAUUUGUGAUUCCCUAAAUUCUCAGUGUUUGUUCUUUUCAGCAGUAAUUCAUGCGCAAAGUGUGUAAAGAAACUUUCUGUCUCGCAUCUUUUGUCCCGAAGAUUGUUUCCAAUGAGAAUGUUUCUCAUCACAGUUGUCCUUUUGAAAGUAUAAUGAUGCCAUCCCAAUCGACUUUUGGACAUUUGACUUACACUUCUCCAAUCAUUCAGUUACUUUCUGUUUACCUCCUUAUUGAACAUGUUUGUUUGCAUGUAAACUAGCACCUUUCAAAUUCUUCCAUGAACAGAAUUAUUUUAUGUUAGGAUAUUUUCAUUUCUUUGUAUUGAGACAUUAGUUUUUGAAUGAUAUUCCUACCUGUACCUUUUGUUUUUCUAGUUGUUGUACAAUUCAACUACCAUGAGGAGGUUCAGUUCCAUUUGUGAAGUGUUGUUCUACUACAAAAUAUCAAGUUUGUAGUUAGCAGAAACUUCCAUGCAUUGUUAUCAACUUUUCAUUUCUGAAUCUGUCUCAGCAUGUUGGGUGUGGCAGUCUGACUACUAAAGUUGUUAAUUGUGAUUUGUACAUUAUUACUCUUACUGUUACAGAUAGUAGAGUCUUCUGAAAUAUUUUCUAAGGAGCAUGUAUUAUUAAAUUUUGAUUGAAGAUAUUGCUCUUCCAUUAUAAUAAUAGACAAUACAUUAUACACACUGUUCAGCAUUGGUAACAAUAAUUAAAAACAAUAAUUUUAAUUGAAAUUAACAUAUCAUUUGUGUUAUGUCAUCGAAUGUGCAGUUUCUUUGCUGUGUUAUUUGUUGUGAAAUGAUAAUUGAAAGACUGUAAAGAUCAAUGAUAGUGAAUAUUAAUUUUUCUUGUAUUUAUUAAUUCUUAUAGAAGGUUCCUUUUCUGGCUUAAAAGAGAGUUCAGAAACAUGAGCAUCCUUGAACUUCUGUGUAACUUGUGUCACUCUCUGUUCGUUCUCAUUGGUCUGUUCUUGAAUUAUUAGUCUGCAAGAUUCUCACGACCUUUUUAAUAAACUGCACAUUUGGAGAGAGGUCUUGUUCCUUUCAAGUAUCGGCCAUUUAUUUUUUUUAAGUCAAGUAUUGAACUGUAAAUUUAAGUUUACUUUUAAGUUUUGAGAUGCUCUGUGGCACUCACUAUGUCC